GUGAUACAUAUUUCCCCCCCCAAUGGAGUCUAAAGGUCCUGGUGUACCACCCCCUAACUAUGCUGAUGUUGUGCAACCAAGUUACCAAGGGGCUGCUGUAAAUCCACCUUAUCCAGCUGGACCUGCCAUGGGAGCUCCUGGGAUGCCAGCUGCUUCAUAUCCACCACAUCCUGCAACUGCUCCUGUUGUGGUGCAGACUGUAUAUGUGCAGCCCAGACAACUUGGUUUCCAGCCAACGCAGACUAUCUGUUCCUCCUGUAACCAGUCAAUAGUGACCCGUGUUGUCUACUCACCAGGUGCACUAACAUGGCUAAGUUGUGGAGGUCUCUUCCUUGUUGGGUGUGGACUUGGCUGCUGUUUGAUCCCAUUUUGUGUUGAUGGCCUUCAGGAUGUGGAACACUACUGUCCAAAUUGUGGAGUAAACAUUGGUGUCUGUAGACGCCUUUAAAUUUCCUUCAGAUUCAGCUAUCCCUCUGGACAUAACUUUUGGCACUUCCACCUGAACUGCUCUUCAGACAUUAGUCUUCUGUUUUCUAAUUAGUCAUGAGACAUUUUUCCAGAGAUUCAACAGCUACUAUCUGGAAAGAAAUCUUACCUAUGUUGGAGACAAUCUACAGCUGAUCUCUAAUCCACAUAAUUGCAUCUGCUAUGUAAUCUGUGAUCCUGACUCAUGAGCAGCCAUUUUAAUUAGAGGGAGACUAUGUUAAGUCUUCAGGUUUUUGUCACUGGUUUAAAAUAUCCCUUUUUUAAAAUUGGAUUUUUGGCAACUAGCAUUGUCUAUAGGCAGGUCUGAGUCAAAGGAUUUUUGAUUAGGUAAACUUUUGUUGGUCUGGUAGUUUUGUUGACUUUACUAUUUUUAAAAAUGGUAACAUUCUAAAAUUUAAAACCCAGGCCUGGAUUGAAGAUCACGUAUCUCAACAUUUCUGGACUGGUGAUCUGACAUUUCUCUGGGUAGCUGGUUUACCGCAACUACACUCCAGUACGUUAAAGAUUAAAUGAUUUGAGUUUUUGUACGUUUGUAUAAAUAGUCACAUGAUAGCACUGCCAAAAGGUUUGGAAACACUUGGAUUGUAUUACAAAUCUAGAAUUUGUCACUUUUUUAAACACCACCAGUCUUUUGUCUUAAAGUUUUUUUUUAGCAUUAAGCCAUGCCACUCCCCAGAUAUGAAAAUUCUGUAACUUUGGAAAUUCAUGGGAAGAAUGUACCACCAAGAAUUAAAUGACUAAUCUUUUUGUGAUGUAGAGGUGCUGGUGUGUGGACUGGGGUGGACAAGGUCAGCAGUCACGUGACACUAGUUUAUUUGAAAUCACCACCAAGCUUUUGAAGUGCUGCUCUUUAUCAUGUGAAGUCACUUCACCAGAUGAAGGACCUGUGCUCGGAGCUUGAGAUUUCAAACUUGGGCUAAACCUGGUGUCAUGUUACUGCUGACCUUUUUUUCUCUCUCUGUUGUGAACACCUGAACAAGAAAUUGUUGCUAAUUCCAAUGAUUACACUUGCGUUGUGGGUCAUGAGGAAGGCUGACUUUGCAAGGGAUGGGCUAAACAGGUCAGUGAUUUGAUCAUGCAAAUAACUCCAGGCCCAACUGGCAAGUAGCAAUAGUGGAGUCUAAGACUUGCUGCAGUGGCAGGCUGUUGCUUUUAUUAUGGAAAUUGAUUUAAAUUUGUAGCAAACGUUUGCUCAUUAUACAUAAUUAGAGUAGAAGUUGAAAUAGCAUUACACUUAAUCAUUAGCCUGCCAGUUAGAGAAACUUUGCUAUAAAAUAAACCACCUCAGUUUAAGGAACUUCCUGAAUUAAAAAAAAAGUUGCAGGCUAGAAAAUGGUGAGAAGCUAACCAAUCUUAAAUGUGCACUACUGGUUAUGAUUUAGAAACUCCCAAAUAUCACUUCAGUACAGAAAUUGAUUCAAACAAAAUCUGUUUUCCUGACCUAAUCAAAAAGUGCUCAUUUUGACUUCUACUCUGCACAUUACCAAGUCAACUGGCUGUUCAUUUGAAAAUAAAAGUAUUCAAUAUCUUAGAAUGAUCCUUCAUAUUUAAAAAGUGAUUAUUUUUUAAACAAAAAAGUGUAAAAAGCACAAUGCAACUUAUCUAGUGGUUCUAUGUGCAGCAAGACUUGUGAAGUGUUUAGGGGUGCAAUACUUAAUGCUUGUUGCAAGUCCUGCAUUUGUCGUCUUUUACACAAACUUUAAACAGCGCGCCAUAUAAACGUCAACAGAUCAGCAGGAUACCAACAAACUUUCACAAGCUUGAUGCCUGUGGAUACUUUUUAAAACAAAUUUUCACUAAGAUUCAGUUUUACUUCUGUUGAACAUAGCUCUUGAUGUUACACCUGAACUGCUCAUAUAGCUUUUAUUGUUAAUGAGACUUAGACUCAAUUCAACAACCACUGAAUCUGGAUGGAAACCCUAAUACAGUAGACUGACUACAGCCUGCCUCUAAAUCCUCUUAAUUGAAUAACCAUUUGACUUUUUAAGAAGUUCUGGUAUUACUAAAAUGCAAUCUAUUUUAUACUAGAAUUUUCUAUUUACAGCUUUGUUUGGACAUUAGUGCUGAAUAUGUAGAUAUAUAAAUCUCCAAUACUGAAGAAUUGGAUCUUUAUUUGAAUGUAAUUUGUUCUAAUCUGCCAGUUGUCUAAAUUAACAUUGAACAAAUCCCGGGUAAACUUUUUUUAUUUGCAAUAUAUUGUAAUUUUUAAAUUUUUCCCUGUUUUUGCUUCUGAAUUAAAGAUGUCUUGACAGCAUUUCUCUGUUCAAUGAGAUUCUGGUUUUAUAAAUAAAGUCACCAUCAGAAACUCAUUGUCUGUCAACAGUAA
Messenger RNA from Chiloscyllium plagiosum (whitespotted bambooshark), 2812 nucleotides. RefSeq names its product lipopolysaccharide-induced tumor necrosis factor-alpha factor homolog. Gene Ontology annotation, cellular component: nucleus; cytoplasmic side of lysosomal membrane; cytoplasmic side of late endosome membrane. Gene Ontology annotation, molecular function: zinc ion binding. NCBI's taxonomy places the organism in Eukaryota, Metazoa, Chordata, Chondrichthyes, Orectolobiformes, Hemiscylliidae. The record is from RefSeq and is a predicted model, not a curated record.